AUGGACCAAAACCGGGAAGUAGUAUUGACGGAGAUGCACCGGGACCAGAACAUCUUCUCAGGCUUUGACUUGGACUCUGAGGUCGAUUAUCCUCAUACGGCGCCGUUCGGAGACAACUUGCUGGUGCAACUGACGGCUAAACCAAUACCCCUCUCUCCCAACAGCCCUUCAAGACUAGAAGGCCAACCGUUCAGCGAUGAUCCCGCGCAAGACACGGCGGCAAACUGUUGGUUAAGGCGGGCAACAGCGGAUGAAUUAACAAUCUCCAAACACGUCAAGCUGGAAAUCUCAUUGGUGGAAAAGGAGCUACUGGAAAACGACCACCCAGACAAAGUAGAAUGGAAAUACAUGGAGGAGAUGGAGGAUGAUGAUGACCUUUGCGACUUGGAUGACUAA
Messenger RNA from Podospora bellae-mahoneyi, 396 nucleotides. RefSeq lists its product as uncharacterized. The coding region runs from base 1 to 396 and encodes 131 amino acids. The transcript has 2 exons. Lineage: Eukaryota; Fungi; Ascomycota; Sordariomycetes; Sordariales; Podosporaceae. The record is from RefSeq and is a predicted model, not a curated record.